AUGUCUAAUCGCACCCUGAAGACCUCCGCGCCCCGCAAGUCCGACGUGCCCCCGGGCUACGUCGCCGACAUGUCCAAGGGCCCCAUGCUCCGCUACGAAGCCUCGCUCCCGCGCCUCCCCUCCGUCGAGCCGCACCUCACCCCGGCCGAGUUCGCGACCACGAAGGCGGCCGUCGACGCGUUCGUCGUCUCGGACCAGGCGAAGGUCCUGCAGGAGCGCCUCCAGGCGCGUGCAGCGGACCCCGAGCGCGCGAACUGGCUUGCGGAGUGGUGGAACGAGGCCGCGUACAUGGGCUACCGCGACCCGGUAGUCGUGUUCGUGAGCUACUACUACGUCCACGUCGACGACAGGACGCGGCCGAGCCAAGCAAGGCGCGCCGCGCAGCUGCUCGUAAAGACGCAGCUGCUCGAGCCGGAGAAGGUGCGCGGGGCGCCCUUGGCGAUGAAGUCGUACGAAUGGCUCUUCCACACGAGCCGUAUACCCAAGAAGCCCUCCGAUACCGCUAAGGCAUACCCCUUUACCAACAACCAUGUUGUGUUUACCCGCAAGAACAAGUGCUUCAAAGUCCCUCUCGCGGACGAGAGCGGACAGGAACUGUCGGCGGCGGAACUGGAGGUGCAGAUCGAGCGCAUCAUUCGGAUGGCUGGCAGCGAGAAGGCUCCCGCCGUCGGUGCGUUGACCUCCGAGAACCGUGAUGUCUGGACCGACGCUCGUGAAGCUCUUCUUGCCGCAUCGCCCAAGAAUGGAGCUACGCUCGAGGAAAUCGAGUCCGCGAUGGUCGUCGUCUGCUUAGAUGACUACUCCCCCGUUACCCGUGAACAAGCAAGCUGGGCUUGCUGGGUCGGCGAUGGUAGGAACCGCUUUUACGACAAGCAUCAAGUCAUCGUCUUCGAGAACGGCAAGUCGGGCUUCCUCGGCGAGCACUCGUGCAUGGACGGCACCCCGACGCUGCGCAUGAACGAGUUCAUGCUCGCCUCGCUCGCCGCGAACAAGGUCGACCUCGGCGCGCCGCGCACCGCCGCGACCGCAUCCUCGCUCGCGCUGCCCACGGAGCUCACGUUCGAGCUCGACGCGAAGACGCGCGCGAACAUCGCGCAGGCGGAGAAGGCGUUCGACGCGCUCGUCGGCGAGCACGACAUGGAGGUCCUCCACUACGAGGGCUACGGCAAGGAGUGGAUCAAGACGCAGAAGGCGUCCCCGGACGCGUGGGCGCAGCUCGUCAAGCAGCUCGCGUUCCACAAGAUGUUCGACCGGCCGGGCGUGUGCUACGAGAGCGCGCAGACGCGCAAGUACCAGCUCGGGCGCACGGAGGUCAUCCGCGCCGCGAGCAAGGAGAGCAAGGCGUGGGCCGAGGCGAUGCUCGACCCCACCCAGACGGACGAGCACCGCGCCGCGCUCUUCCGCAAGGCGGUCUCGCGCCACCUCCAGUACGCCGCGUGGGCCGCGGACGGCCAGGGCGUCGACCGGCACCUGUUCGGGCUCAAGAAGUGCCUCGAGGACGGCGAGCCCGUGCCGGCGCUGUACGCCGACCCGGCGUUCUCGCGCACGAACCACUGGGAGCUCUCGACCUCGCAGCUCUCGUCGCCGUUCUUUGACGGCUGGGGCUACGGCGAGGUCGUCCCCGACGGCUACGGGCUCUCGUAUUCGAUCGGGGACGGCUACAUCCGCUGGACGAUCACGAGCCUCAAGCGGCGCACGGCGGAGCUCAAGCACUACCUGGCCGAGGCCGCGACGGAGACGCGGGCGAUGAUGGAAAACGCGGCAAAGGCGGCGGCGAAGAAGGAACAUUCGAAGCUCUGA
Molecule: messenger RNA, 1800 nt
Organism: Epithele typhae
Lineage: Eukaryota; Fungi; Basidiomycota; Agaricomycetes; Polyporales; Epitheliaceae
Product: acyltransferase ChoActase/COT/CPT
Exons: 7
Coding region: 1-1800 (599 amino acids)
Biological process (GO): carnitine metabolic process
Cellular component (GO): peroxisome; mitochondrion
Molecular function (GO): carnitine O-acetyltransferase activity
Source: RefSeq, a predicted model, not a curated record